Molecule: messenger RNA, 1806 nt
Organism: Ostrinia furnacalis (Asian corn borer)
Lineage: Eukaryota; Metazoa; Arthropoda; Insecta; Lepidoptera; Crambidae
Exons: 4
Coding region: 1-1806 (601 amino acids)
Source: RefSeq, a predicted model, not a curated record
AUGGACCUUGAUGCUUCCCUUCCCGACGACCCUGGCAUACUCUCGGACCCCGAAUCUCGCUCAACCGAUGACCAUGGCUCACUUUCGGAUAACGAACCUUGCCCAAACGCUGACCACGGCUUACGUAUGGACUCCGACCCAAGCCCCAGUGUUGACCCCAGCCCGAUUUUGGAUAAUGAACCAGCAAUUCCUCAAUCUCAUGAGGAGCCUAUGAGAUGUAUUAAUUGUGGAGCUGACGUGACGCAGAGGAGGCGACAUAACAUAGAGCUUAUUCAAGUUCAGACGGUUAUACGUCAGUGGAUAGCUCCUCAACUGAUUGAUGACAGCAGUGUAUGUUGUCACUCAUGUUGGACCGUGGCUCUGCACCAAUCAAGGACAAAUAUGUCAAAUGAAGAACCAACAACUAGCACCGGUCACAGUCGUAAUGUCUGUGUUAACUGUGGAUGCUCGUUGUUACGAAUACGGUCUCAUAGGCUGCAUACUGACACAGAAAGAGAAUCACGUAUUCGAAAUGUGAUAAUGGAACAGAUUUCACCUCGUCAACUGCGGGGAUCUGACCAGAUAUGUCAUCCCUGCUGGCAGAGAGCUGAUCGAGCUGCUACACAUGCUGCGGAGCCCCAACAAGCACAUGAUGGGACGAGAAUUCAUUUGCCCUUAUAUUCAAGAGCAUCGGACACUCAAAGUCAUUGUUUUUUCCCCGAGUGUAAUUCAACACAAAGAUUGGCUGUUCCCAUUUGGCUGAGGGUAAAGUUGUUUAGUGAGUAUAAGUUUUAUGUACCUCAAAACUGCAGGAUUUGUGUUUUCCAUUUACACAACGAUAAUUGGGAAGUAUUAUCUGACAUUCCUCAACCGAUACAUAGUUUUAAUGCUGACCAUAUACAAGAUUUUGCAUCUUUUGUUAAUGAGAGGCCGCUGAUGUUGGAUUUUUCAGAGGUAGAGAGAAUGUCAGAUGAGCUUUUACAUUAUUGGGUUGGACUAACAAAAGCCAAAUUCGAACAGCUCUAUUCGGAACUACCAAGACUUGGAGCUAUGCGUAAUGGUAAAUUGGCACUUGGUGCAUAUUUACUCAAGUUGAGGACAGGAGAUAGUGAUAAAAGAAUUUCGACACUUUUGAACAUAUCCAGAUCUAAGCUUAUGAGAUUGAUGGGAAAAGCUAGGAAUAUUUUAAAUGAGGAUUUUGUGUCCAGAUACUUAGGGACAGAUAAUAUUACGCGAGCUGAAAUCUCUCAAAGGAAUUUACUAAUACCUAAUGGAUUGUUCGGUGGUGUCGAUCGUAAACCAAUUGUUAUAAUUGAUGGAACAUACUUAUUUGUUCAAAAAAGUUCUAAUUAUAUGUAUCAAAAAGAUACUUAUUCUUUACACAAGUAUAGGAACCUUAUGAAGCCUUUUCUAAUCGUAUGUACCGAUGGAUACAUUGUCGAUGUGUUGGGCCCCUAUCCAGCUACAACAUCUGAUGCGACUAUUAUGUCUAAUGAAUUUAACGAUGAGACAAAGCCAUUGAGGCAGUAUUUUCAACAAGGAGAUGUUUUUAUACUGGAUAGGGGCUUCAGAGAUUCUGUGCCGCUGUUAAGGAAUUGUAAUUAUUCUGUCCACAUGCCUGAAUCCUUACAACAAGGUGAAACACAGUUGUCAACAAUGGCAGCCAAUAGAUCGAGAUCUGUCACAGUAUGUAGAUGGGUGGUUGAAGCCGUGAAUGGAGAAACAAAAAAGAUCUCUGAUCUCAUCGACAACCUUAUAGAAGAGAGACGAAACAUGAAUCUGCAGUCAUCUGAAGAUGCUACUCAGUAUCGGCGUCUUAACAGAUAG